Paramecium octaurelia is the source of this 899-nucleotide messenger RNA. The record is from the annotation of a GenBank genome assembly. NCBI's taxonomy places the organism in Eukaryota, Ciliophora, Oligohymenophorea, Peniculida, Parameciidae.
AUGUCUAAAUAAUUACAAAAUGAGAAAUAAUAAAAUGUAAUCCAGGCUUCAGGUUUGCAAGAAGCGUAUGAAUGUAACAUAUUCCUAUUACUUAGACUUGCUUAGACAACUCUGUAAGAAGGGGUUACCAACUGGAAACGUUUAUGAAUUUUCUGCUCAAACAAUCUUGAAAUAUGAGAAAAAACUAAAAAAUUAGAAUAUAUAAAAUAAAGCUCAGCAGGCUGCUAAAGAAGCACAUGGUAUAAUUAAUAGUUAUGAAAGAAAAAUUUGUAAAAAAGAUGCAGGACAAAGAACAAAAGAAUUUAGAGGAAGUUUCAAAGUACGAAUUGGCAUUUAGAGAGGAAUAAAAGAGGAAAGAAAUAAAUCAUCAAUCUCUCUCUUAAGAGCCUGUACAAAGACAAAGUAUAGACAAAUAGAGUUUGGAUUUGAAAAACUAAUAAAUUGAAAAAGUUGAUUAGUCUCCACCAAAAGGAUAAAAAAACAAAUAAGAUCCAUAGUCAUCUCCACAUAAAUAAGAAGUUAAAGUAUAGAAAUAAGAGGCUGAACAGAAUGUUUAACAGUAAUAAUAAAAUCAAUAACAAUAACAAUAACAACAACAAUAAUAACAAUAAUAAAAUACAAAUAAAAAGGGGGCAGUUUAGAAUUAAAAAAAAGAUACAAAGAAACAAAUUUAGAAUGAACAAUCUAUAUUAAAAGAAUUAAAAUUAGAAGAGUAAAAGGACUAAUAAAAAUAAUAAGAAUAAUAAUAGAAACAAUAAGAUUAAUAAUAAUAAAAAUAAUCAGAAUAAUAAAAGCCGCAAGAAUAGUAAUAAUAAUAAAAUAAAGUAAAUGAAGCCAAUAAGGAAUAACCUAAAGAAUAAUAGAAAUAAGAUAAUAAAAAAACAAGCAAAAAAAAGUGA